Messenger RNA from Striga asiatica, 873 nucleotides. The record is from the annotation of a GenBank genome assembly. NCBI's taxonomy places the organism in Eukaryota, Viridiplantae, Streptophyta, Magnoliopsida, Lamiales, Orobanchaceae.
AUGGCCACAUUGUUCGGCUCGGAUGGGUACAUGAUGCAGAGUGUGAUUAACGCAUGUGCUGGUCAGGGAGCUGUGGCGACAGAACACAUGGCUAACAAGAAGUACUACAAAUGUUGGGUUGUUGAGCGAGAAAAUUAUGUGCUUCUCUCAGAAGCUCACAAGUCUGGAAAUGUGAGCAGUAGAGAUUAUGUGCUCUUCUCAGAAGCACACGAGUCUGCAAAUAGAUGGGACGAAGUUUGUUUAGUUCAAAAAUUAAUGAGCCAUAAAGGCGUGACUAAUGCUCCCGGGGACAUGACUCAUCCAUGCACCAAAGCGGUUUGUGCGUUUUGGAAUGUGAUGGAAGGGAGACUGAAAACUGAAAGUGGGUGGAAGCACAACAACGUGCAUUGUGGUGUUGUUGGGAGGAAGCUGCAAACGGAGGGGAUAAAGUUUGCCGUUCAAAGGGCUUUUGGCGCACACGAAAAGCUAACCGGUCUCGAAGAAUACCUAGCCGAAAGCUCCUCUCCGACCACCCCUGAAUCCACGACCUCCUCUUUUCCGGCCACCAGCGGCAGCGGCGGCGCCGCCUUCCCCACCGGCGACUCAGCCACCACGAUCUCAACAACGUGGACUUCCCACAGCACCCAAUUCCUUGUGGCCGUCCGGUGGGGCACGUCAUGGGUCACCGAGUUCCUCCACGGAGGCGGGCCGCCGUUGGCCCUGAGGAACUGGCCGUACCUCGUCUUCAGCUUGACGGCGCCGCCACCACCGUCCCUGACGGGCAGCCACUCGACGGAGCUGUCCAGGCGCUUGGGCGGCAGCGUCUGCAGGACCUUCCGGCCGGUCAUCCCAAGCAGAAAGGGCUGGUUUGACGCCGUCAGAUACUUCCCGUAA